Molecule: messenger RNA, 2001 nt
Organism: Lindgomyces ingoldianus
Lineage: Eukaryota; Fungi; Ascomycota; Dothideomycetes; Pleosporales; Lindgomycetaceae
Exons: 1
Coding region: 274-1638 (454 amino acids)
Source: RefSeq, a predicted model, not a curated record
AGGUUCGAUGUAACGCGAACCCUUGCAACUUCAGAUUUCCCCCCAAAACCAACCUCCAAUUCUGGCCAGAGUGGUUACUUGAUAAACAAUGUCUCACCCCUUGGGUCCAGCAGACGGGAUUGCGCAUGUAUAUAUCGUGGUUGCUUGCCUAUCGCUGUUAUCAAGGUUAUCGUGUUCUGAUAGCCCUCUUGUCUACCCACAUUCGUUUGUGUCUAUCACCGUCGACCAUCUAAUCACUACACUCUCCUUUCGUUAUUCUCAUCACACUUGAACAUGACUUCGACAAUGACUUCAAACUGCACAUUCGUUCCACAUCCAUCAUCUCCACUCGCUAGAACAGCAUCCCCUUUCAAGCAUCCACGAACCCCACCUUGUACACCACGAAAUACCGCCAAACUCUGGGAUGAGUACGAGAAACGCGCCGUCGAGAACGCGAGGAGACGAGAAACCACAUUCUCAAACACUCUGCUACGGGCUCCAGAAUCGCAACUCUUGUCAAGUGGAACUGUCCUCGACAUUAUUAGAAGUUCUGAUCCUCAUCCUUCACCUAGAAUACCAGCUCCAUCUCCCAACCCAUCAGCAACUGCGAGUCCGCAGUUCGACUUUGGCUUUCAAAUGGCUCCUCAGCAGACAAGACAUUCAGACCCAACAUCAUCUACCACUGUCGCUAUUUGCAAAAUCUGUAAAAAAUCUAUCCUGCCGACCUCAGGCAUCUGCGAGAGAUGCAAAAAGACUAUAAUACUUCCGUCUCAAUCCGGCGAAUCAACUCCCCCUCUCAGCCCUUCUCGCCGCAACUUUGGUUCAACGAACCUCUCAAAACUCCACAAGGAGUCUACUUCAGGAAACACGACUCCGAAGUUCUCGUCUCCUAAGUGCAGAUCAGCUCACCCGUCAUUAAGCCAUCUCAGCGAACUCCCUAUUCGGCUCUCAUCACUCCUUCCACCGCCGACAACAGCAACAACAACAGCAACAAUGACUACCGACACCACCAUCAGCGCUCUCCGGCCCCAGCGCGAGUGCAAACCCUCCAUGGCUGAUCCGCACGAGCCUUUCCUCCGUCUCCAAAUCGCCCGCAAACCCAUCCCAGGUCCUCCCGCAACCGUAAUCCCCAUCCCUCCUUCAGGCAUGCUACCCUCAUCCCCAACCACCCCACCCUCAAGCUCCCACUCCAAAUCUUCUCAUUCGCAUCCCCAAACCCGUCCCCCUUCCCUCGCAAACAUCACAACACCACCUCAAUAUGCAACCUACAGCUACAGCUACAGCCGCCAUGCCAGCGCCACUCCCUCCGAACUUAGCACACUGUACCCCUACAUCUCCAACUCUAACUCAGCCUCCACAACUAUAACUACGCCGAGUGUAUGUCGCGCGAGCUACACACUACAGAACACGAUGAGCGCGUGGGAUUGGGACAGUGAUGAUGAUGAGGAGGAGAAGGCGGGAUUGGUAGGGUAUUGGCGGGCUAAGAAGUGGAGGGGGAGUCGAGGGAGUUUGGCAGAUAGGAGUGGUAGUGGUGGUGGUGGCCUGAGGGAGAGGGAGAGGAGUGAUAGCUCUGCGAAGGAAGAUGGAAAGGCGGAGGGGAAGAAGAAGAAGAGGGGCUUUGUGAGGGUUAUUAGUUGUGGGUGCGGGGAUCGGGAGUAAUUAGUAUCCCAAGUUCAAGACAGAACGAAGAGAUGAGCUAGAUGAGGUGGCAGAAGAUGGUCAUAGACCGAAAGGGGAGAUAGCAGAUUUCGGUUUUCGUUUUCCUUCCGACAGUAAAAAGCGUUGGGUGGAGUAUAGGCAGGCGACAAACGAUUGCACGAAUGAUGAAAAACACGAAAAGUUGUAACAAUUUGGGAACGGCCGACACACGCUUAGUUUCGUACUUUCUUUACACCCUUUAGUCUAUUUCCCUCGGCCUUCUUUAUUCUCCUUUUGCUGGAUUCAAAAUUUUAUGUUAAUAUUCAGUAUACUCUAUUUGAGGGUGGUUUAGGUGAAAAGCGGAAGAAAGGGGGGACGCACGAG